Molecule: messenger RNA, 704 nt
Organism: Lotus japonicus
Lineage: Eukaryota; Viridiplantae; Streptophyta; Magnoliopsida; Fabales; Fabaceae
Product: putative calcium-binding protein CML19
Exons: 1
Coding region: 137-577 (146 amino acids)
Molecular function (GO): calcium ion binding
Source: RefSeq, a predicted model, not a curated record
AUAAAUCAUCUCACUCCAACAAGAUGUUCAACACACACACACACACAAUUAAAUCAUCUCAUCCCAUACAUAUAUAAUUCACCUUGUGCAUAACAAAUUCUUAAGUGCUCAAUUUCAUAGCAACUUAAUCAUCAUUAUGAAGAUGAACGCAGAAUUUGAGCGUGUAAUUAAGUAUUUUGAUGAAGAUGGGGAUGGUAAGGUAUCUCCAACUGAGAUUAGAAACAAGGUAGUCAUGAUGGGAGGUUGUGGUGGUGGUGAGUUUUUGUUUAAGGAAUUUGAGAUGGCUGUUGAGGAAUUGGAUUCGGACGGCGACGGCUUGCUGAGUUUGGAAGAUUUUGUGGAGCUGAUGGAAGGAGCAGGGGAAGAUGAGAAGUUGAGGGACUUGAGAGAAGCUUUUGAGAUGUAUCAUGACAAGGAAAUGUGUGGGUUCAUAACACCCAAGAGCUUGAAAAUAAUGCUUGGGAAAUUGGGAGAAUCUAAGUCCUUGGAGGAAUGCAGGUUAAUGAUCAAUCACUUUGAUUUGAAUGGAGAUGGCCUGCUUUGCUUUGAAGAGUUCAGAACUAUGAUGAUGCAGUGAUGGGGGCUAUGUUAAUUUAUUGGUUCAAAUUGUUUGAGGGAGUGGGUUUGAUUCAUUUUUUAUGUACAUAGUCCCGAGAUUAAAUUUUAUGGUUACAUUACAUAUGAGAAUCACUUAUUUAGUUUUA